Fusarium verticillioides 7600 is the source of this 705-nucleotide messenger RNA. RefSeq lists its product as hypothetical. The transcript is spliced from 2 exons. The record is from RefSeq and is a predicted model, not a curated record. Gene Ontology annotation, molecular function: glyoxalase III activity. Bases 1 to 705 code for a protein of 234 amino acids. Lineage: Eukaryota; Fungi; Ascomycota; Sordariomycetes; Hypocreales; Nectriaceae.
AUGACAACUUCCAAGCCCAAGAUCCUUAUAGUCCUCACCUCUGCCGACAAGGUCCCUAAGACAGGGAAGCAGAUCGGAUGGUUUCUGCCGGAGCUUGCUCACCCAUUUCACGUUCUCAGCCCUGUAGCCGAAUUAGUCUACGCGACUCCAAAAGGCGGCGUGUCUCCACUUGAUCCUGUGUCGGCAGAGCUAUUCAAGGAUGAUCCCGUGUGUAACGACUUUCUUGAAAAUCACGAGUCAGUAUGGAAGAAGACUCUUAAGCUGAGCGACCUCGCUGGUCGUUCUUCGGAGUUCGACGCGAUCUUUUACCCCGGUGGCCAUGGCCCAAUGGUAGAUCUUGUCCACGAUCAACACUCGAAAGACCUCCUCCGGGACUUCCAUUCGCAAGACAAGGUCAUUUCAGCUGUGUGUCACGGACCAGCUGCAUUCGUCAAUGCGACAACCGCAUCGGGAGAGUUGAUCUUGAAGGGCAAGCAGGUCACUGGCUUUGAUGAAGUGGGUGAGGAAAUGUUCCAGUUCACGGAGGAUAUGGACUUUAGUCUUGAGAAGAAACUGGAUGAAGUCAGUGGUGGAAAGUAUGUCAAGGCUGCUGAAGGUCCUCUUGCAGAGAAGGUUGUUGUUGAUGGAAAAAUGAUCACGGGUCAGAAUCCAGCGUCGUCGAAGGGCGUUGCUGAGGAGAUCGCCAAGGCGCUUGGAGUAUAUUGA